UACAGCCUACCGGCCUACACCUUUUUGAAGUAAGGAACCAAAUGUGGCAGCAGCGAUUAACUGGGCACUCCUCCCGCGUUGAUCUACGUUACUUUUCCUAAAUAUUCAAUUUUAAGCGAUUUUCUAACGAAUUCUUGUUGUAUUUCAACACGCAAAAUUUUAGCAUAGCAGUUCAAACGAAAUAAGCGAACUAAGUUAAGAGAAAUAUACCCAUCUUAGUUACUAUACCUUCACUCUCUGCGUAAUAACCGCACAACUGUGGGAAAAGUUCCAUUUUUAUUCAAAGGAAAAAGAAUCAUCUCAAUCAUUUUAAAAAUAUACGUUGUGCCAAACGUCACUAAACUGUCACCCGUCAUGGCCGCUAGUCCACCCUGUGUGCAUGUGCCUUUUGUUUUGAUAUCUUCCUGCUAAACGGAACAAAGCUAGUUCGGACGUCGGCUGGUACGCUUUUCCCAGGUGCGUGUGUCUCGCUUCGGAAAAACAAAAAGCUGGUGCUGGUGGGGGAAGUGGGGUGGAAGGAAAAUAAGACGUAAUUUCCGUCGGUUUCAGCGUACAGCAACAGCAGCAGCUUCCCAUUUUCUGCUGCGAAUUCUGGAGUGCAAGUGCAGCGGAAGGGUGCUUGGUGGCGCAAUUAACACUUCCCCAAACAAAAACGACGGUGGCCUCAAUUGGGAAAUGAGAAGCGCUCACUGCCGCUGCGGGUUAGAAGUGAUCAUUCCAACAACUCAGACUCCGACGGUUAGCAGCUAGAACACAGUGGUGUUGGAGAAGAAGCAGUGUCUGAGUCGGCUCACACUUUCAAACCCAGCGCGCACCAUGGGCAACGUGCUGAACAAUCUUGGCAGCAGUGUGUCGCAAGCGGUUCGGGCCCGAAAGCGCAAGCGGGGCGCGGACGAAAGUGCGGACGAAGGUGGCGAUGGAAGUGAUCUGCUGGAUCAAUCACUGCAGACGCCGAAAAGGAAGAAGUUAGUCUCCACCGCAAAGUACAUCUAUCAGGCACUGUUCAAGGAGGAACGCAACUCGGACGUUACGGUGCAUGCGCUCGGCAAGCAGUGGCACCUGCACAAAGUCUACCUGAGCCAGAGCCCGUACUUUGCCAGCAUGUUCAAUGGGUCAUGGCGGGAGGCGGACGAAGACUACGUGCACAUCGAGAUCAUUGAUCCGAAAAUAACGAUCGAAUCGCUGUACUCCGUGUUCGGGUCGCUGUACAUGGAUGAGGUGGUGCUCGAUCCGAAGGAGAUCAUUUCCACCCUCGCGACCGCGACGCUCUUCCAGCUGGACAGUCUUAUCGAACGGUGCGCGGAGGUGAUGGUGGAAACGACCACCGCUGAGACGGCCGUCCUGUACUACGAGGCAGCCUGCGAGUACGGCGUGAAAACAGUGAAAGAGUCCACCUUCGGCUGGCUGCUCGUGAAUCUGCUCAGCUUCUACCACCGUGCCCCCAGAUGGUUGCGGCUGAUCAGCGUCGACCUGAUGGUGCGGCUCGUAUCCAGCGCCGACCUGUACGUCGUACAGACCGAGUUCACCAUCUACCUGCUGCUCCGCUACUGGAUGACGCUCCGUAUCUUCCCGCACGAGCCCGCCCAGGACGGGGCGGAACAUCCGCAGGAACGCUACUUUGCCAAGCGUACCAGCAACGUACCGUUCCUGGCGACACCGCAGGGUGGCCCGUUCCGGCCGGCCUUCCGUGCGAUGAGGCUGCAGAAUCUGCUCAACCAUCACGUCGACAUACAGAUCCUGCGGGCGGACAAAAUCAUUCCGAUGAAAUGGUUGCACAAACCGCUGCUCCAGCAAUGGACCAGCCUGCUCACGAUCGACCAAUCGCUCGAUCGGCUGAUCGAAUGUGACGAUCGUGUGUUUCUCGAGUCGUGCGUCCGCUGCGGGCGCAUACUGAACGAAAACGUGCUGCACAAAUGGCGCUGGACCGGGUUCCAUUUCGGGCUGGAUCUGUUGCUGUCGUCCGACACGCGCUCCCUACGCAUCCGGCGACACCAUCGCACGGAGCACGAACGGUUGCUAAGCUUGCGGGUGAAGCGUCAGUUUUUGGUGCGCGUUUCGCUCGCAUCGCUGAACGAGCUGCGCCAAAUCAAGCACCAGCAGACGACACCGAUCAUCUCGAUCACGCUGGAGAAAAACGAAGACACGCAGCUGCUGGUGUUCGACCAGGAGCUAACCUUUCCGGUGCUGGUUUCGCUGAACAUGAUGCUGGUGCCACCGCCGGAAGAAGCGCCCGGUAAGGGUGGUAGGAAGGCGAAGGAAAAGGGUGCCCAUCCGGCCAGUAGUAGUCGGACGUCGGAGAAUCAGUCGGCUGGGGCCGGGGGUGGUGGUGGUGGUGGUGGUGGAAGCAGUAGUAGCACGGGAACGGUAGAAUCGCUUGACGGUGGCUCAUCUUCCAAUCGGGUGCUGUUGCCGAACGAAUCGUGAUUGCGGAUUGUGGGGCUGCCGGUCGUGCUUCCGGCGGCGUGAGUCGUAAGUGUACUUAUUAAGUGAACGGGGGAGCGUAUGAUGAUGAUCCUGUGAGCUUAAAGUGUCCGUCGGUCGUCUGUGCGUGUGUGCCAUUUCGACGAAUCGAUGUAGAAGUAGUAGUGCGGGGUCUUCCACUUCCGGUCUUUAUUUUUGAACUCAGUUUUUUGGCUUUUUUGCUCCAUUUGGCAUGGCAGGAGGAAUUGUGUUAAAAUGGCGCGACAGUAUGGCGCAAACUUGGCGGAGAGAACAAGAAAGAGAGAGAGAGCGAGAGAGAGAAGUUUAUGCAGAAUUUAGUGUAUAAAUUGGAAUUCGUGUGUAUCGCACAACACAUUUACGCUAUAGUUAUUAAACUUUAACAAUAGAUUUAACAGAUGAAUAAUAUUUAAUCGUACAGAACAGAA
Messenger RNA from Anopheles stephensi (Asian malaria mosquito), 2867 nucleotides. RefSeq names its product protein germ cell-less. The record is from RefSeq and is a predicted model, not a curated record. Gene Ontology annotation, biological process: germ cell development. Gene Ontology annotation, molecular function: protein binding. The transcript is spliced from 4 exons. Bases 817 to 2424 code for a protein of 535 amino acids. NCBI's taxonomy places the organism in Eukaryota, Metazoa, Arthropoda, Insecta, Diptera, Culicidae.